UGUGGGGAGCUGAUACGAGCGUUGAAUGAGUGUCAUGCGAAAGGUUUUUGGCACAAGAUCACCGGAGGUUGCAAUGAUGUCAAGUUGGAGUUGAACAAGUGUCUGAGAAAAGAGCGGUUAGAACGUACAGCGCGCAACGCUGAGAAAGCGGCCGUGAUGAAUGAAAAGAAGAGGAGGGCGUGGGCAGAGUUGGAGCAGCAAGAAGAUGCAUGA
This is a messenger RNA of Ceraceosorus guamensis, 213 nucleotides long. RefSeq lists its product as hypothetical. The record is from RefSeq and is a predicted model, not a curated record. Lineage: Eukaryota; Fungi; Basidiomycota; Exobasidiomycetes; Ceraceosorales; Ceraceosoraceae. The annotation marks the transcript as partial. The transcript is spliced from 2 exons.